AGGCGGCACGGCGCUUGUGUCCCCCGCCAUUUUGUGAUCAGCAAGGUGGCCUCCACGUUCCCUGAGCGACUUCUCCGCUUUUGCCUCGCCCGCCCGCUGAUCACGGACAUGUCCCGGGACCGGUUCCGGAGUCGCGGGGGCGGCGGCGGCGGCUUCCACCGGCGCGGUGGCGGCGGCGGGCGAGGCGGCGGCCUAAGCCAUGACUUCCGUUCGCCGCCACCGGGCAUGGGCCUGAGCCAGAAUCGAGGGCCGCUGGGGCCGGGCCCCGUCCAGACCGGGCCUAAGCCAUCCAUCCCGCCGCCUCCGGCGCAGGUACUGGCGCAGCAACAAGCGCAACAGGCGCCGCGGCUGCAGCGGCGGCCGCAGCCGCAGCCGCCGCGGCGCAGCAGCAACAGGCGUCGUCGCCAGACCCGCCGAAGCCAGGCCUCCCCCCCCGGCAGCAGCCCGGGACCCACGGUGAGCACCGCCGCGCCGGCCUCCGUCUCGGCGCCGUCCGCGCCGGCCCCGGGCUCGGGGGGGCCUCCAGGUCCAGGCGCAGCGGCCUCCCAGGCCUCAUCCGGACCGUCGGCCCCUCCUGGAGGGCCUCAGCAGACCUCUUCCACCCCGGCCUCCGUGUCCUCCGCCUCCAGCGGGGGCCCGCCCCCUCCGCCCCCGGGCGCCGCGGGGCCUAAGCCCGGGCCGAGUACCGGCGGCCCCAAAGGCAAGAUGCCCGGAGGACCCAAGUCAGGCGGACCCAAGCCAGGCGGGCCGGGCCUGACUCCUCCUGGAGGACACCAGAAGCCGCCUCACCGGGGCGGCGGGGAGCCCAGAGGGGGCCGGCAGCACCACCCGCCGUACCACCAGCAGCAGCCGCCGCCACCCCCCCAUCACCAGGGGCCCUCGCCCGGCGGACCUGCGGGCCGCAGCGAAGAGAAGAUUUCGGAUUCGGAGGGCUUUAAAGCAAAUUUGUCUCUAUUGAGGAGGCCUGGAGAGAAAACUUAUACACAACGUUGUAGGUUAUUUGUUGGGAAUCUGCCAGCUGAUAUUACAGAUGAAGACUUUAAAAGAUUAUUUGCUAAAUACGGAGAACCUGGUGAAGUCUUUAUCAACAAGGGCAAAGGAUUUGGAUUCAUCAAACUGGAAUCUAGAGCCCUGGCGGAAAUUGCAAAAGCGGAACUUGAUGAUACACCCAUGAGAGGACGACAACUUCGUGUACGUUUUGCCACACAUGCUGCUGCCCUCUCUGUACGAAAUCUCUCACCCUAUGUUUCCAAUGAAUUAUUGGAAGAAGCAUUCAGCCAAUUUGGACCUAUUGAAAGGGCUGUUGUAAUUGUUGAUGAUAGAGGAAGAUCUACAGGAAAAGGCAUUGUUGAAUUUGCUUCUAAGCCAGCUGCAAGAAAAGCAUUUGAACGAUGCAGUGAAGGAGUGUUUUUGUUGACAACAACUCCUCGUCCAGUCAUUGUGGAACCACUUGAGCAACUAGAUGAUGAAGAUGGUCUUCCUGAAAAGCUUGCACAGAAGAAUCCAAUGUAUCAAAAGGAGAGAGAGAAUCCUCCUCGUUUUGCUCAGCAUGGCACCUUUGAGUUUGAAUAUUCCCAGAGAUGGAAGUCUUUAGAUGAAAUGGAAAAGCAGCAAAGGGAGCAGGUUGAGAAAAACAUGAAAGAUGCAAAAGACAAACUGGAAAGUGAAAUGGAAGAUGCGUAUCAUGAGCAUCAGGCAAAUCUUUUACGCCAGGAUCUAAUGAGGCGUCAAGAAGAGCUGAGACGGAUGGAGGAACUUCACAAUCAAGAAAUGCAGAAACGCAAAGAAAUACAGUUAAGGCAAGAGGAAGAACGGCGUAGAAGAGAAGAAGAAAUGAUGAUUCGCCAACGUGAGAUGGAAGAGCAAAUGAGACGCCAAAGAGAAGAAAGUUAUAGUCGGAUGGGAUACAUGGAUCCACGUGAGAGAGAGAUAAGAAUGGGUGCAGGAACAAUGAACAUGGGAGAUCCCUAUGGCUCAGGAAGCCAGAAAUUUCCACCUUUAGGUGGUGGUGGCAUAGGUUAUGAGGCCAGCCCUGGAGUUCCACCAACAGCCCUGAGUGGUUCCAUGAUGGGAAGUGACAUGCGUACUGAGCGCUUUGGGCAGGGAGGAGCUGGGCCUGUGGGUGGGCAGGGCCCUAGAGGAAUGGGACCUGGAACUCCAGCAGGAUAUGGUAGAGGGAGAGAAGAAUAUGAAGGCCCAAACAAAAAGCCCCGAUUUUAGAUGUGAUAUCUAGGCUUUCAUUCCAGUUUGUUUUUUGUCUUUUCUUGUUUAGACACCAAUCUUUUUAAUUCUUGCAUUUUAGUAAGAAAGCUACAUUUUUAUGGAUGUUAGAAAUUUAUUGACCUAAUAUUUGUAAAUGGUCUGUUUGGGCGAGUAAAAUUAUGUAAUGCAGUGUUUCAAAAAGGGAGGAAAAAAAAUCUAGCUUUUUUUUGAUGUAUAACGUCCCUAAAGUUAUGGCAGUGUACCUUGUGCCACUGAAUUCCCAAAGUGUACCAAUUUUUUUUACUGUGCUUCAAAUAAAUAGAAAAAACUAGCUAUAAAUUUGAUCUUUAAUUUUGCCAUUCAUGCUUCCAUCAUAUUAGGUCAGGGAAUACACCUUGCAAGUUUCAGACUCUUGGCCUUUGAAAGGUGCUUUUCAUUUGUGGGAAGAUGUAUGUAGAGGCAAGUUUUCUUUCCACAAAUGGUUCUAGUUUUAAAGAAGUAACGGCUACUGAAAGAAUAGCAAUUGCUUGCUGUGCAUUACACUUUCUACAGCAAUGAGGAUAAGCUAUUUUGAGUUUUGGAGAUGGUGAUGUAAGUUGAAGCAGAAUUGUAAAUCUUCUGCAGGACUAUGUAUCAAGAUUAUGGAAUGGGUUUUAGAACUGUUGGUGGGGGGAGGAGGGCGGGCUGGCUGAGUUUUUUUUUUAAUAGCCCUAUCUAUGACUUUUACCCUGUGCUUGGUAGUUUUUAAAGUUGGGGAAAAAUAGGUCAUUUCACCCCUCCUUUUACCCCAAGACCAAACCCUAAAGAAUGGCUUGUAUUGACUUCUCUUCCAAAUUAAAGAUUGUUAAAUGUGAAGACUUCAUGCAUUACUUUUAAGUGGCUCUGUAAACAGGGAAUGUGUGUUCUGCCUGAAAUAGUUAACCUACCAGAAAAACCUGCAAGGUAGUUGAAAGCAGGGAGAACCAUACAAAUUUGUACUCUGUAACUUACAGCUCCUUGUGCUACUUCUGUUGGGCAAAAUACAGCAUAGGACUACUAAAUCUAGUUUUAAGAACCUAGCAGUUCUCCUUUCUGAGAGCUUAGUGGUGAUUAUAUUUAGGGCUGUAAAUUUAGUGUAUUCAAUUGUAGAUCUUUUAGAUAUCCCUAUAGUUGCUAUUUGGUGUAUCAGUAUAAAGUAGCACUAAAUCUGGAGGGCAUGGCUCAUGCUACACAGUACAAAUGUUACUCCCUUUUAAAGCAUUUGGAGUGUUUCAAUGGUGUUGCCAGUUAAUUGUCAACUUCAUUGAAUCCUUCACCCUAGAGUAUCUCAUGAUGUAAUAUGAAUGUAGUUGGUUGCCUGUGAGUGCUGGGAGCCUGAUUUCCCAGUGUUAAAAUACAUUAGCAGAGGUGUGACCAUCCUGCUUUGACUGAUUUGGCUUUGUUCUUAGUUAACAUAUUUCAAAACUUGUACAUAUGUAGCUGCUACUAUGGUAUUGUUCUCCAGCCUCCUUCUUUCCCCUUUCCCCCCAUGGUACUAAUUGGCAAAUGUGAAAUUCUAAGCCAAACCUUUGUCAAAAGGCUAAAGCUUAGUUCUGUUGUUUGCCUGUGUAUAAAGGCAGACCUUUUGUUAAAAGAAUUUAGCACUUGGGCAAUGGUGAGUUAGUAAGUCCCCAAACAUAAAGACUAGCAAAGCAAGUCUUGUCACCAAAAUACUGGUUGUUACUGGGUACAUGCAAUGUGCUUAAUUGAGGUAGACUCUUUGAUAUUGGCUAAUCUUAUGCUCAUUGUUCCUAUUCUCCACCAAGUUAUAAGGAAGAGGGCAGUUGACUUUUUCUGCCAUUAUAUCUAAGUUUAGUAAGUUUUUACCCUGUUAGUGACACGUGAGAUCUUCUCUCUAGACAUAUGUCUUUUGGCUUGAAAGCAGUCCCAUUAUAACUUGGUUGAAUUGUAGUAAGGACCCAACUAAUAAUAAAAUUAUUCAAAGGGUGUUCAUGGGACACCUGUAGAGGGUGAACUUGACUGUGUUGGGGGUGGGGGAUGGCGGGGUAAUUGGGAAGUCUGCCUGUAAAAUUAAUGUUUCAGUUUAUUUUUCAGAUUACAUGCCUUUCUUUAUAAAAGAGAUGCUGGCACAGACCCUAAAAUAAGCUUUUAAGUAGUACUGUACCUUUGAAGAGUGGUAAAGGAUGCUAAUGGAUAACCUGAAAGUUGUGGCUUUUGAUACCCUUAUCUUGGGCAGCAAAAUUGCUAAACAUAGUUUAGCAAAGCUGUCACUUCAACUGACAUUUGACUUGUCAUGUUAGCAGUGUACCAAGUGUUGUAAACUGCUCAAAUUGACUUUCAAAAAGUUAUUUUGAAAUCCUUGUGCUAAACAGGUGUAAGGUAGUCUUAAUUUGAAUUUAAAUCAUUUUAAAAGGAAGUUUUCUAAAAGCUUGAUCCACAUGGGUUUGGAGAAGGGUUGGUGAUUAGCCUAGUCCAUAAUUAUUGGGUUUUGGCAGUUUCUAAUCUAUUAAUAGUCAUUGUUAGCCAUUUUUCUCUUAAAAAAAAACAACACACCUUUUUCACACACCCUCUCCCCCCCAACUUUCUCAUUCCCUUCUCACUUUUCUCCCUUACUUAUAAUUUUGAUUUGGAUUGGGCUUUAAGAGGAUCACUGGUGUUUUCUAUGCAGCAUAUUUUUAAGUACGCUUCAAUCCUCCUAAUCUUACAGCAUUCUGUAGGAAAUUCCCCCUUAGACCCCCCUUCCCCUAUUCCCCCCAAUUCUGGGUAGAUUUAGCUGUUAGGUAGUAAAUAAGCUUAAGAUGUUUGUACACACAGUCCCGUGAAAUUGUAAUCCUCUUUGCUUAGUACAUUAAGCAUCCUUUUUAAACUUGUAGGAACAUAAUCCCACAGCUGCAUAGAUGCAUUAUACCAUUUAACAUAAACAGAUUACAAUUUGAGAAAUUGUAACAUUACAUCUGUGAGACUUUUACGUGGCAUUUUCUGGUAGAUUAAAAUCUAGAUUCUUGGCUUCUCCUUGGCAGCCACUUUAUUGUGGCAGAAAGUUUUUCUGGUAUUCUUGGACUGCAAUUGUGCAAGUAGUGGCCUGCUACAUAACUGCAUUUAGCCAGCAUUUCUGCAGUGCGUAACUGUGAGGAACGUAGUACCGCAAAUGGCAAUGGACAUUAGGACCCGGAUGUAGUAUUCCUGCUUGCUCCAAGAUUCUCAUUGCCGACUGCAUACAGGUAAGAAUGAUUGGUGUAGGCUGAAAAUGGUGCUCAUCCAUUGAGUCUUCCAGUACAACAUGAGCACAUCCAGAGUGAACCAUGGUCACCCACCCAACCUAUUAAAUAGGAGCAAGGAAGGGAGCAGUGUUUUGGAAAUCCACAAACCAAUGAAGAGGAGCCAGGAUUAUUGAAGAAAUUUAUUCUUAAUAAUAAAAAAGUUUGAAUCCAUA
Messenger RNA from Dromiciops gliroides (monito del monte), 5614 nucleotides. It is a transcript of the gene SFPQ, whose product is annotated as splicing factor proline and glutamine rich. Gene Ontology annotation, molecular function: RNA binding. Gene Ontology annotation, cellular component: nucleus. The record is from RefSeq and is a predicted model, not a curated record. Lineage: Eukaryota; Metazoa; Chordata; Mammalia; Microbiotheria; Microbiotheriidae. Gene Ontology annotation, biological process: regulation of DNA-templated transcription.